Molecule: messenger RNA, 5321 nt
Organism: Apodemus sylvaticus (European woodmouse)
Lineage: Eukaryota; Metazoa; Chordata; Mammalia; Rodentia; Muridae
Product: stearoyl-CoA desaturase 4
Exons: 7
Coding region: 420-1580 (386 amino acids)
Biological process (GO): unsaturated fatty acid biosynthetic process; response to fatty acid
Cellular component (GO): endoplasmic reticulum membrane
Molecular function (GO): palmitoyl-CoA 9-desaturase activity; stearoyl-CoA 9-desaturase activity; iron ion binding
Source: RefSeq, a predicted model, not a curated record
CAUGAAAUUGUGAUGGUCAGAGAUAAGUUGUCCCCACAGUGCAACUGCCCCAAUGUGACACAUUUGCCAAGCACCUGUGCUAGUCCUGGGGUUGGACUUGACUCUCACCCCCAGGCAUGGUCUUCUCCCAGUUUGAGAACAUCUUCUGCUCUCUAUGAAGCUUGAGAACUGGAACCCACAGCUUCCUCUGGCUAAGAUGCUGUCAGGGACCCAGGGAUCCAUAGAGAUGAAACUGAAGAGUUUGGUGCAAAGGGCUGUCUGCCAGCAGCUUUCUGGAUGCAGAGCUGGGAAGACAAGAGAGUGACAAAAUCCCCUGUUCAAAGCUUGCCAGAGUGCUGAAAAUACUGUUUCUCUCUAGGAACGGGGACAAAGGUGGCUCUCUCUCAGUGUGUGCAGUAUCCCAUAGCCUUGACUUAGUCAUGAAGCACAUCUGGGCAAAUACCAGACACAGUCAGCAAGUCCAGCUCUGCAUCCCCUUUAAAUCCCAAGCCUGGAAAGAACCUCACACAGCAGGACGGAGCAGAGACACCUGUACAGUUAGCCAGAUCUCCAGUAAGCGUAGCACUGCCACCACCACGGACCCUCACUCCUGGAGACAGCAGGAUGGAGAAGAGGAGAUGCCCCUCCAGGCAGAAGAUAUCCGUCCUGAAAUGAGAGAAGAUCUCCACGACCCCAGCUACCAGGAUGAGGAGGGGCCCCCGCCCAAGCUGGAGUACGUCUGGAGGAACAUCAUCCUCAUGGCCCUGCUGCACGUGGGGGCCCUGUAUGGGAUCACCCUGGUUCCCUCCUGCAAGGUCUACACCUGGCUCUUUGGAAUAUUCUACAACGUGGUUGCUGGUUUGGGCAUCACAGCUGGAGCUCAUCGCCUGUGGAGCCACAGAACAUACAAGGCACGGCUGCCGCUGCGGAUUUUCCUCAUCAUCCUCAACACCAUGGCGUUCCAGAAUGAUGUGUACGAAUGGGCCCGAGAUCACCGCGCCCACCACAAGUUCUCAGAAACACACGCUGACCCUCACAAUUCCCGCCGUGGCUUCUUCUUCUCACACAUGGGUUGGCUGCUUGUGCGCAAGCACCCGGCCGUCAAAGAGAAGGGCGGAAAACUGGACAUGUCUGACCUAAAGGCUGAGAAGCUAGUGAUGUUCCAGAGGAGGUACUACAAGCUAGCUGUCACACUCAUCUUCAUCCUGCCCACACUGGUACCCUGGUACUUCUGGGGAGAAACUUUUCGACACAGCUUAUACAUCACCACUUUCCUGCGGCAUGGUAUACUUCUAAAUUUCACCUGGUUGGUGAACAGUGCGGCCCACCUCUAUGGACACCGGCCCUACGACAGGGGCAUUGGCGCCCGAGAGAAUCCCCUGGUUUCAAUGGCAUCUUUGGGCGAGGGCUUCCACAACUACCACCACACCUUCCCCUAUGACUACUCUGUCAGUGAGUACCGCUGGCACAUCAACUUCACCACGUUCUUCAUCGACUGCAUGGCUGCCCUGGGCCUGGCCUACGACCGGAAGAAAGUGUCCAAGGCCGCUGUCUUAGCCAAGAUUAAGAGAACUGGAGAUGGGAGUCACAAGAGUAGCUGAGUUUGGGGUGAUCUGGGUCUCUGUUCCAUAAACCAACUGGGUCAAUAUUUAAUGUUCUGUUAACUACUGAAUAAUGCUACCAAAGCUCAUUCCUUUGGGGUACAUGGUCUCUCUGUCUCUCUGUCUAUCUCUGUGUCUCUGUCUCUCUCUGUGUCUCUGUCUCUCUCUUUCUCUCUCUCUCUCUCUGUAGUCCAUUAGGCUUUAUAGACCAGACUGGCCUCAAACUCACAGAGAGCUUCCUGCCUCUGCCUCCCAAUUGUGGGGAUCAAAGGGGUGUAUCCCUGUGCCCAGCUCUGUGAAGUCUUAUCAACUGUUUAAGCCAACUCUCCUUUAUGGCUUCUAGCCCCAUCCCCCCACCCUUUAUUUUUAUUCUGCUUGUCUUCCUUGUCUCCUUGGUUGCUUCUCUGAGAAGCAGCCAGUGAGUACUCUGUCCACCUCCCAAAGGCUUCACAGCCUUUCUAAUGUCCCAAAGUAAGGACCUUCAUCAUGGACAGUUCUCUGUCUAGGUAUUUGUCCAAAGUUAAUCAAUACAACAAAACCUUUUAGGAAAUGUCUUAUUAAUUGUCUUUAGUUCAGGCUUUUCUGAAGAAAAGGGGGAAAAAUAGCGGUGUUUUUCCCGCUUGGUAUGUCACAGAACAAGAAGUCUUCGGAUGAGAUGUGUCCAAUUUGGUAAAACAGAAAAUGCAUAGAGGGUUUUGGGCUGGAUUCCAUAAGCUACACAUCCGACCUAUUCUAUACUUCUGUUCUGCCUGCCCUGUGUUAUUAAUGUUGUUUAUUUUCUGUUCUCACAGUGAUCGGGUAACUAUGGAAAUCCCAAACAUCCAAACAGGAAGAACUGUAGGCAAAGUUGGGUCAAACAUAAAAACAUGUAGACACAUAUGACCAUUGUUUAGAUCAGGGAGGUGUUUCCCUGAGUGUCUCCCUCUGAGAAAGUUCCAGAAGCUUUAGAGCAGAGGAUUUCUUGGGUUUCCUGUAAUUCCCACCCCUGACAAGAGAUGGGAAACUUGGUGGCCAGUGUCACUAGACGUUUCACUAGAAAUACCUUUGCGAAGAGAGAGAGAGCUCUGAGAACACAAUGCCAGGGCCUCCAGAAGUUACUGAGUUACUAAGUAUCAGAAUGAAACUAGUUUGAGGUUAGCAGCUCUAUUCAUUAGCCUAAAUGUCUCCUUGGAUUUGAGUAGUAAUUAGUCUUUUCUCUGUUUUGUGCCCCUCGCCCAUUCUUGUUCUAUGACUGUCCAGCCUAUACUUACACCCAAGGGACAAUGCCUAUCUCUUAACCUCCUAAUUCUUGAUUUCCCCAUCUUUUCUCCUAUUGGUCUCUUUGUUCCCUGACAUUUCUCCUUUCCCUCAACAGGCAGUCUCCUGUACACAUUCAGGGUGGCCCUUCUCCUCCAGAUGCGAUGCUCAUGGGCGUAGACUUUCUCUAGCAAGUAAAGCUGUUGGACACUUUCCUGUCACUUCUAUUUCUACUCUUCCUAUUCCUUUGUGUAACUCUGUCACAUGAAUGACUUCAGAAAAGUUCAGCAAACUUUCUGGAAACACCUCUGGCUCAGAAGGUCUUUCUAGCUCAAAUCCUAACCAACACAAAAUAUCCUUGCUGUGCCAGGGAGGCAACCACUGAGCAGAAGGGUUUGUUAUCAGCCCUCCCUGUGUGGAUCGGAGCAGAGAGCUUGAGGGCAUGGUCAGCGCCUCCCACUGUCCAGGAGCACCAGAGCUCCCAUGUGCUAGUGGAACGAGAAGUCAUUGGGAGGAGUUUCGUACUCGCUGGGAAGCACCAGAAUGAAGGGCCAGCCAGGGCUACAUAGUGACCCCCCCCCACCUCAAGCAAAUCCCACCCCCACUCCACCACCCCCUAAAUACCCUAUGGGAAAUAAACACAGUUUUCUCUUCUUUCCCUUCAUGUUGUUUCCCUAGAUCUGAUCCUUGCAUGUCCCUAUAUAAGUCUAGAUGGAUAUUUAUGGCCCAAGUGUGUAUUUCAGAUCCAUAUAGAAGAGUGAUGUCUCAAUUAGGAACACUGUUUUUGAGAUUCUAAAGCUCAAUUCAAGUGACAUGUUAACGAGAAACUCCCGAUCUGUGUGAAUCUCUGAUCGUUAUUUCCUUGUGGGUACUCUGGCAACACACUAAGGUACCAUGCCCCUUUCUGGCACACAGUGGCUGUGACCUGCCUCCCCAGAGUUCACACAGAGCCCUGUGCAGAGUCGCACUGCACCUGACAUCCUGCUGAAUGUCAAAGAAGCCUGACUGGAGAGUUCUCAGUGCAGUGGUUACAGGAGUGGUUGUUUGUUUGUUUGUUUGUUUUCUGGGUUUCAGUCUGGAAACUUGCUUAGAGUUGUUUUUAUUAAGUAGCCACAUUUGGUGGAUGGUGGGAAUAAUUUGAAUAUAUUCUCCUUCCUUCUUUCCUUUCUUCCUUCUUUCCUUCCUUCCUUUCUUUCUUCUUUUUCUCUUUUUUUUUUUGUUUUUGUUUUGUUUUGUUUAGAUCAAAAAAUAGAAACCGGUUGGUGGUGGCACACGCCUUUAAUCCCAGAACUCUGGGAGGCAGAGGCAGGCGGAUUUCUGAGUUCAAGGCCAGCCUGGUCUACAGAGUGAGUUCCAGGAAAGCCAGGGCUAUACAGAGAAAGAGAAACCCUGUCUAAAAAAAAAAUAGUAGUAAUAUUGUUGGUUCUGAUAGGUUUUUUCAAACCCACCAGACUAAAUGAAGAAGAAUCUAUUAUAUCAUCCUCCUAGCCGAUUGGAAACAGCCAGGCCAACACUCUGCAGGGACAGCCCUCUUUCUUCUUUUCCCAUGCUAGAGGCCUUAAAAGGUCCCUGUGCCAGUUGGCCAUCGAAGUCUUUGCCUGUCCCAAGGGCAGCCUGAUUAUCCUUCUAGGGUAAAUAAAUCUCCUUUGUGCUGUAAAUUUGGUGUUCAGCUGUGUUCUGUGCCAACUCACACCUCACCCCACCCCUAGCUUCAGUAACCUGAGUUCUCCCUAGAGGUACCUCAGACACUUGUCUGUGAGAUCUUGAAGCAAGAUUCAUGUUCAGAUUUAUUUUAUAUUAUGGGUAUGCAUGUUUAGCUUACAUGUAUGUAGGCAUACCACAUGUGUGUCUCGGGCCUACAGAGAUCACAAGAAACAAUGGUUAUGAGCCACCACAUGAGUGCUGGGAAUUGAACCAGGGUCCUCUGCAAGAACAAGUUCUCUUAACCACUGAGCCAUCCCUCCAGCCCAAGAUUAAAAUUUAAAUUGAGGGCUAAGGGUAUCCAUUCUGAGCAGUCUCAGCCUCGGUGUGGUCCUGCUGAUGUUGGCCCAUUACAUCAUCCAUCCAAUCCCAUAAGGUGGUCAGGCCCAUUGUUAUCCCUAGGUGGAGUGUCUUUCCAGGAGCUAAGUCCUCCCUCCAGCUGCCCUGUCCACUUCUCAGCAUCAGAUUCUUGGAGAAAGUCUUAUUUCUGAGACUCAUUGUUUCAACAGUCUAAUAGUUAGACUGGGGUCUAUUCAUAGUAUUUCGUUUCUGCCUGGCUAGUUACGCUGUAAGAUUUUUCUUCAGGUGUUGGGAAUGUUUCAAAGCCUGGAGUGGUGUGUUUGUACAACCCUGUCAAUACGGGGAAUGCCACAGAAGUAGCUUAAAAAUAGUUGCUUUUUAGGUUGCAUAAGUUCCACUUCAGAUAAAAUGUCAUUCUCUAGAAUGUACAGCCUGAAAAAGGGGGUCUUUUGCAUGUAAAAUUCUGUGAGAAAUAAACAAAAAUAAAAUUUCAAAUAAUUCUGA